This is a messenger RNA of Schistosoma guineensis, 1087 nucleotides long. Lineage: Eukaryota; Metazoa; Platyhelminthes; Trematoda; Strigeidida; Schistosomatidae. The record is from the annotation of a GenBank genome assembly.
GGUGAGGUAUGUUUUGUGUUCGCCAGUUUAUUUUAAUGGUAUGGUAUUUUUCUGUCUCCAAGAUUUCAUCAGAUAAAAUUCAAUACACCCGUGGGAGAUUCGGUAGAAGAUGGGGCGGAGUUUCGCCCAGACCUUCUUUACUCGCAUCGCUUGCCUGAUAUUUUACGCAAUAUUUAGCUCAGUAUUUAUGCUCAUUGACCAUAUUAAAGGGUUUAGUAGGUCACUGAUCGUGUUGAAUGGUAUUGCAGUUUUAAUGUACGCUUAUGUUGUGAUCCCAAUUCAUAACUCUGGUUUUAAUUUAUAAUGAUCCUUGAAGAACAAAAUGACUGAUUCCGGAAUUCUAAGCUUCAAGACGCCUGAGGAAAUGCAUGAAUACAUGAAAAAUAUCGGAUUGGGUUUUGAAUAUAGUUGUAUACGUGAAAACAAUCCCGUCAGUUGUCAUUCAUGGGCACUAUGGUUCAGUAAUUAUAAAAGGCUAGUUACCAACGGUGCAGACAUUCUCAAAGAAAACUGCUUCAAGCGUAAUUAUGGAGAUAGUUGCUAUCAAUAUGGGUCAUUAAAAGUCGUUGGCGAUAAAGGCGUAUUGAGAGAUUCAUUUGAGGCUUUCCGUGCAUUCGAACAUGGUUGUAAGGCAGGGAAACAAGGGCAAUGUUGCCAAGCUGCUGGACGUCUAGUUGCUGAUGGUAUAGCUAGCCAUGCACCAAAUUUAUCUGUUGCAAUGUCACUAUUCGAAUUAGGUUGCCAAAAUAGAGUGCCAGAGAGUUGUUUUCAUCUUGGUGGUGCAGCAAUGGUAUUAGCUAAAGAAAAUGACAAAUCAACUAAUUCAGAAAAAUCUCCUAAUCCUACUGGUAGUAACGAUAGUAGUCGUCUACGUGUUGAAGCAUUCAAAGCAUGGAUGGAAGGUUGUAAAUUGGGCCAUGAAUUCUGUUGUCGUAAUAUUGCAAAAAUGUACUCCAAUGGUGAUGGUGUUGAAAUGGAUGAAUUGAAAGCAAAAGAUUUCCUAUUAAAAGCUGAUCAAUUGGCGACACAUAACAACGUGACACAUACUUCUACUACUAAUACUGCUGUGAAUAAAACCGGUACAUGA